Molecule: messenger RNA, 1749 nt
Organism: Acaulospora morrowiae
Lineage: Eukaryota; Fungi; Glomeromycota; Glomeromycetes; Diversisporales; Acaulosporaceae
Source: the annotation of a GenBank genome assembly
GAAUAUGAAUUGGGCGUCCCGAUAUACCGAAUGGUGAUUCUAGCUUCUUGUCCGGAUCAAUUUUUUGUAGUCACCGGUCAACCUAAAAGGUCACUCGAAAAAAAAAAAGCUUACAUUAUGAAGCAAAAAUACGUUCUUUUACAUUUCAAAUUCGAUUCAAAAGAUAAAAAACCUAAAACCCAAGUUAUAUGUAAAUCUGAACAUGAUUGCACUGGUUUGGAUGCUAGUGCUGAUGGAGAAUUUUUAGUUAUUACUUUCAUCCGGACAAUUCGGGUGAUCAAAUUAAAUUUAAUUCAAGACCCAAAUAGAUCAAAGUGGCCCAAAUAUGAACAUUCGAAAAGAAUCACGUGUGUCGCAGUUCAUCCUGAAAAGUCCUGUAUAUCGAUUGGAGAUGAUAUGGGAAAAAUUACUUACUGGUAUUGUCUCAAUGAGAAACAAAUUCAGGAUCCUGUGAUAUCGACAGUUCAUUGGCAUUCCCACAAAGUCAACCAUAUUGCAUUCACAAAUGAUGGUUCCCACCUCCUUUCUGGAGGAGAAGAAGCAGUUCUUGUAAUAUGGCAGGUUGAGACGGGAUACAAGACAUUUCUUCCUCGUCUAGGUUCCGAAAUUCUUUUCGUUUCAAUCAGUCCCGAUCAGUCCUUGUAUGCUAUUGGUUUUCUGGAUAAUUCGAUUAAGAUUUAUUCUGCAAUCAAUUCUGAAAUCAAACAAGCAAUACAAGGGUUAAAAUAUGCACGAUCAAACAGCACAACAAAUCCUCUGUCCACUGGUCUUGUAAUAGAACCGAAAAACCAUCACGUAGUUCUCAAUGGAAUUCCAGGAACAAUACAAUUUUAUAACGCAUACACCGAUAGACACGUGAUGGAAUUCGAGGUUUCGUCACGAAAUUUGGUAUCUAGAACAUUUAAAAAAGAAGUCACCUAUCACCACGUAUGCCAUGUAGCUUUUUCAUCGAAUGGAAAUUGGAUGGCCACUAUUGAUUCUAGAGAUGAUGGUGAAACGACGCCCGAAUUAUACUUGAAAUUUUGGCAAUUUGACUCAUCCUCGCAAACAUAUGUCCUCAACACGCGUGUCGACCGUCCUCAUCUAAGAUCAAUAGUGUCAUUAAGUUACCAACAUGGAUCCGGGGAUAGCUAUCCUAUCUUUGUAACCACAGGUUUAGACAACAAAUUUAAGGUGUGGCGGAUCAACACCGAAAAUAAAAAGUCUAAAAAUUCGGAGGGUUCUUACAGACAAUACACCCCUAGCACGGCUGCUUUUUCACACGAUGGAUCCAUACUCGCGAUUGCAUACGGUUCUAUUGUAACAUUAUGGGAUUCUCGAUUGAACGUUGUUAAUUGCGUUUUACCUAUAAUACCAAAUAAUGAAAUGGUGAAUCACCUUGUUUUCACCAAGAAUGCACCGUUCCUAGUGGCUGCAACAAAAAAACACCUUUAUGUAUGGAACUUACUAACCUGUACAAUUUGGUGGAGUUAUAAAUUUGAGGUUCACCAUCUAGCUGCUGAUCCUGAAAAUUCAAGUUUUGUUGUCGCGAGUAAUCACGAGCAGUUACAAGAAUGCACAUUCCUGAUCUUCGAUCCAAAGAGUUGCAUUCCAAUUGUGGUUCACAAUGCAAAGGAUGUUGUUGAGGCUAUAGCUUAUCUGCCUAAACGCCUUGACAAUACAGAUUCUUCUUCUGGUCCCUUGCAAUCACAAAUCAUCUACCUGAAUCAAAAAUAUGAUAUGUUAACGAUAGGAGACAAAGUGGAAAAG